CUUGAACCCAGAAACAAAUCCCUACUAUUAUCUAAAUAAAACAACCCCUUUUUGCACUUCGAUUGCUGCAGAAAUCCUUGUACAAAAACUAUUGUUUUGUCGCUUUCCAAAGGAUGGUUCAGUGGUUGAUCUUGCUAGUGCAAAAGCAAGAUCAACAAGGCACUUCAUUGUAUCCUACAGGCAUUUCGAGUUACUCCUUUUGCAUACCAGAUCUGGUGGGGGCGAAAUUAGCCUAAAGGAAAGUGGCAUUUGCAACACGCCUUGAAGCCAUUUGCAGAUUUACUACCCCACUUAUCUAACAAUCUUUAGGCUAAUUUCUGUUCUUAAAUUAUGGCUGCAACUUUGCGUGAGAUGGCUACUAAUUUCCAGAAGUUAGAUCGCUUUGAUGGGGGCAACUUUAUUCGAUGGCAACGCAAGAUGCACAUCCUUCUCACAACUCUCAACAUCGUUUAUGUUCUCAUUGAUGCUCGACCAGAUGAAAAUGAGAAUGAAACUUUGCAAGAUACAAGGAAAAGGAAAAAGUGGGAGAAUGAUGAUUAUGCCUGCAGGGGCUGCAUCUUAAAUGGCGAACCCAAGAGCUUGGGUUCACGAGGAACCCAGCUCGCGGGGUUCAUGCGGAACCCAGCUGGCUUGGAUCAAAACGGGGAGGACCACGACAAUCUUCAUAGGAAUCCAUCAUCAAAUAAUUGCCGCUGAUUAGGUUUCAGUUGCGGAAUGAGUUCCAGUUGGGGCAGCCGGAGCUGUACAAGCAAGCUGAUAGGGACGAUCCCAAAGCUCUCCUUUGGCUAACUUAGAAAAUCUUUAGGUAAAUGCAAACUAAAUGCCAUAAACUUUGUUUUAGUGU
Messenger RNA from Rubroshorea leprosula, 844 nucleotides. The record is from the annotation of a GenBank genome assembly. Lineage: Eukaryota; Viridiplantae; Streptophyta; Magnoliopsida; Malvales; Dipterocarpaceae.